AUUCAGGGAAGCAGCCCCGGCGGCCAGCAGGGAGCUCAGGACAGAGCCGGCUCCCUGGGAAGCCUCCGGGUGAUAGGGGUGUUCCAGCUGCGGCGCUCUGGGGGUUCAGAGGGGGAUCUUGAAUGAACAAAUGAAUGAACUGCUUUCUGGGCAAACAGCCACAGCCAGAGGAGCCUGUGAUUGGCAGAAAGAAGCCAGGGUGUGCAAGUCUCCCCAACAGCCUCGAGUGGCCUGCAGUCACAGGGAACCCUCAGGAAGACCUUCCGGGCAGAGACCAGAGGGAAGGUGUUUCUAGCUGUGUACAGGGACUGAUUGGCUGAGGACUCACAUUGGAGAGCUGCAGACAACAUAACGGUGAAUGAGAAUGGAGGAUGAAGAUUACAACACUUCCGUCAGUUACGGUGAUGAAUACCCUGAUUAUUUAGACUCCAUUGUGGUUUUGGAGGAGUUAUCCCCCUUGGAAGCCAGGGUGACCAGGAUCUUCCUGGUGGUGGUCUACAGCAUCGUCUGCUUCCUCGGGAUUCUGGGCAAUGGUCUGGUGAUCAUCAUUGCCACCUUCAAGAUGAAGAAGACAGUGAACACGGUCUGGUUCCUCAACCUGGCAGUGGCAGAUUUCCUGUUCAACGUCUUCCUCCCAAUCCAUAUCACCUAUGCCGCCAUGGACUACCACUGGGUUUUUGGGACAGCCAUGUGCAAGAUCAGCAACUUCCUUCUCAUCCACAACAUGUUCACCAGCGUCUUCCUGCUGACCAUCAUCAGCUCUGACCGCUGCAUCUCUGUGCUCCUCCCUGUCUGGUCCCAGAACCACCGCAGCGUUCGCCUGGCUUACAUGGCCUGCAUGGUCAUCUGGGUCCUGGCUUUCUUCUUGAGUUCCCCAUCUCUCGUCUUCCGGGACACAGCCAACCUGCAUGGGAAAAUAUCCUGCUUCAACAACUUCAGCCUGUCCACACCUGGGUCUUCCUCGUGGCCUGCUCACUCCCAAAUGGACCCUGUGGGGUAUAGCCGGCACAUGGUGGUGACUGUCACCCGCUUCCUCUGUGGCUUCCUGGUCCCAGUCCUCAUCAUCACAGCUUGCUACCUCACCAUCGUCUGCAAACUGCAGCGCAACCGCCUGGCCAAGACCAAGAAGCCCUUCAAGAUUAUUGUGACCAUCAUCAUUACUUUCUUCCUCUGCUGGUGCCCCUACCACACACUCAACCUCCUAGAGCUCCACCACACUGCCAUGCCUGGCUCUGUCUUCAGCCUGGGUUUGCCCCUGGCCACUGCCCUUGCCAUUGCCAACAGCUGCAUGAACCCCAUUCUGUACGUUUUCAUGGGUCAGGACUUCAAGAAGUUCAAGGUGGCCCUCUUCUCUCGCCUGGUCAAUGCUCUAAGUGAAGAUACAGGCCACUCUUCCUACCCCAGCCAUAGAAGCUUUACCAAGAUGUCAUCAAUGAAUGAGAGGACUUCGAUGAAUGAGAGGGAGACAGGCAUGCUUUGAUCCUCAUUGUGGAACCCCUCAAUGGACUCUCUCAACCCAGGGACACCCAAGGAUAUGUCUUCUGAAGAUCAAGGCAAGAACCUCUUUAGCAUCCACCAAUUUUCACUGCAUUUUGCAUGGGAUGAACAGUGUUUUAUGCUGGGAAUCUAGGGCCUGGAACCCCUUUCUUCUAGUGGACAGAACAUGCUGUGUUCCAUACAGCCUUGGACUAGCAAUUUAUGCUUCUUGGGAGGCCAGCCUUGACUGACUCAAAGCAAAAAAGGAAGAAUUCUCAAAAGCAUUGCCAUGAACUGGGAUUGGCAUAGGGCGGUGGGAUUAAGCUGCCUAUUGUGUGUGCCCCAGAAAUGACACUCUCCAAGGUCCAUUCCUGGUGUGAGCAGUGAGGGGGUCAGAGCAAACCCAGUGUGAUGCAGAUCACACUUGGCCCUUGUAUAUCUAUUAUCAGUAGCUGGCCAGAAAACCCUACCUUCAAGUCACUGCUCUGUGUUAAAGUAUGUGGAAAUGUGAUCUGGGAGAGGAAGGUGACAUAUCAGCCCAUGAACUCCAUAGGCCAUGAAUUUGGCUUUCGGAUCAGCUAGGAAGACAGAGAACUGGUCCUGAGAAGUCCUGUGGGCUCUUUGCAAGGGCAAGACAAGUGAGGGAUGCAACGAGGACUUGAGAUUUGGCAAAGGAAUGAGAAAGGAGAAAAGAACCUUCAAAGGAUGCAGGCAUGGAGCAGCUCACCCUAGAACAUCGCAGGCUGAUGGUGCUUUAGGCUGGAGCUAUUUGGGGGGUCAGGGUGGUGCCAGCCCCUGAUCUCACCUUGCCCCUCUUACCUGGGGGUGGGGUUGUGGCAGGCAUCUUCACCAGCAGCCCUCACCCCAUCACAGGGAUUUUUUUCUGCCUUUCCUAAUCCACUCAGCUCUGGCUGGAGGUGCUUAGAAGAAAACACUGGUGGUGGGGCUUCUCAUUCUGGUUAAUUUCCUCAACGCCUUUGGAGACGGGUCCAAGAUGAAGCUUUGGGAAGCAACUCCGGAGAGUCCCCUGGGAAGAAGAGUAUGUCCGAGGACUCAGUCACUUGAGACAGAGUCUGGAGCUGGACUCCUUGAACUGUGUUUCUGAGCUGCAGACACCAAAUACCUCCUGGAUACAGGUGCCUGGCAUGGCUUUUCUCAUCUAAUACUGACACGUCCCUGUGGCCACAGAGUGUCAUAGCCCCAUUUACAAAUGACAUAGCUGAGGCCCAGAGGGAGAAAGUAACUUGCCUAACAUCACACAGCUAAUCAGUGGCAGAGUUAAGAUCUGAACCUGGCUCUGUCUGGCUCUAGAAACUCUGUUCUUCUAUUUGGAAUUUAUCUGUGGAGAUUAUUUUAGUAUAUUGAUAGCCUACAUUUAUUUAGCACUUUUUAUAUUAUGCACUUUACAUAUGUUUUCUCAUUUAAUCAUUACAGCAACCCUGAGUUAGGUAUGGUUAUAACUUCCCUUUUACAUAGGAGGAAUCUGAGGCUUAGAGAGGUUAAGUAACUUGCCCAAAGGUACCCAGCUAGUCUCUGCCAGGGCUUGGAUUUGAACUUCAGUUUGCCUGGCUCAAAUGAGGCUGCAGAGUCAGGAAGGACCUAAAAAGUUUGGAGAUUUUUGCCAUAAAUAUUGAUUCUUCUGCAAAUGAAUAUGAGCAUCUUAAUGGCCUUUAAGAAACUUUGCAAAUAGUUUUCAAAAAUGAUGCAACAUGGCAGAGAAAAUGCACUUGGCUUCCAGCUCCCUCAACAGCCAUUAACAGCCUCCUACCACGGCUCCCACCCCCUGUGUCUCCAGAGAUCAAGGCAAUGGGGAGGGAAGGCUGGCAGGAGGCAGUCCCUUGUGGGCCUGAGGACCUUUGGCUCCUAAGCGUCCACAUUCUGUUCUCUUCCAAGCCCCUUCAUUGUUAAGCUGAUUCUCCAACAAGAUGCAACGAACAGAUGCAAUGUCUACCCUGCGCUGGGCGAGUUCCCGAGGCCAUGGGCUGUUUGGAAUCACACUUCAUUAAGAGACAAACUGUUCUUUCCCUUAUUGUGCCUUAAUGCUUAUGACAAGGCAGCUCUGAAUUGACCCCAAGCUGGAGCCUCUGAAUGCUUUAAAGAGUUUGAACAUAGACGGUUUGAGAGCAAAAAGGGAGCUUUAAAUAUUGCUCAGUGGCCCCCAUCUCCCCUCUUCCCACAUUUACUGAGGCACGAGAAGGGAUGGGACCUGUCCCAGGUCACAGCAGCAGUUGUCAGCGACUUGGCCCUCCUGGCUUGUAGGAUGCUGCUUUCCCUGGGCUUCUGGAAGUCCAGGCCAGGAUAGGGGAGCCAGGAAUUCAUGUUGUCAUUGGAAAAGCUGAUAAACAGGAGCACAAUUCAAACCGGCUGUUUUCCUCCUUAGAGUCUGGCCUCCCUCUUUCUGGCUGCUCUGUGGGUCUUCCUGUUCUGACUUACGUUCCUGUCAAGUAUUUAAAUGCAGCCUUAACAUCCCAUACAGUCUUGUCCCCACAGCUUCAUGUGAACAUCUCCAUGGGUCAUGCAUGUAUCGUCCCUGCAGUGUGCAAAGUGUGCUCACCUGCAUUGCUGCACAGGCAGCCAACACACUUAGUGCCCAGAGCCUUCUCUCUGGGCCCAGGACUCAGUGAUGGGGCCUUACUUAGCCCUGCCUCCUGGGUGGGGAGGGGGAGCUGAGGGAUCGUGAGGACAAGAGGUAGAGGGAAAAGAAAAGAAGACGGUGUUUGAGGAUAGGGGAGGGACAGGAGAGGGGACAGAAAGGUCCCAGAGCAUGAUGAUGAAGGAAAAGGAUCUGGCAUUCAUGAAGCACCUACGAUGGUUCAGGCACAAACACUGAAACCUCAGAUUGGCCCUGGCAGAAGGGGACCGUCAUAGCAAGGUGGGGGAGGGGGGUGCAGAAAGUGAGUUUCUGUUUCAAGAACAGACUUCACUAGUUCAGAGUUGCACAGGUAGUGAGGUAUGGAGCUGGGCUUUGAAUCAGGUCAGCUGCCUGAAUGCCCAACUUCUUCAGUCCUUGGAAGGAGAGGGUGGGGAGAAGAAGAAGGAAAAGACAAGGAAGAAAGAAGAGAGAAGGGGAGAGGAAUGGAAGUCCAAAGAGCGGGAGGAAUUUGAUUUCAGAACCAUCUCCAGCUGACCCUUGAGCCAGCCAGGACAGGGAGUAGGGAAGAGCAAGAAGACGAAGGGCCUCAAGCACCGGGAUGCCUUUGCCAGCCUUAGAUAAUUCCCAGGGUGCACAGCGCCCUGCAGGUUCUCGGGGUCCUUCUCCAGAGAAGAGGCACAGAGAUUCUGGCAGCAAGGUUCAGAAGGGGUGAGGAAACUGGGCACUGACAAAGGGAGGGGAUUGGCUCAAAUUUGACCCCAGAGUCAGCUCUGGUGGGGUUGGGAGCCUGGAUGGGUGGGAGAAGAUAGAAUCCAAUCGUGAAAACCAUAAGGGACCUUCAAACUCAUCUUGCCCAGAUGUCUCCCAUUUCACAGAUGAGGGAACUGAGGUUUUGAGAGCUUCCCCUGAGGACUCUGCAAAAUGAGGUGGUGUCUGGUUUGGAUGAAAGUGGUCGGUGAUUCCUCAACUCCUGCCCUGCCUCCCUCUCUCAUUCCUCCCUAACAUGUUAUGCUCUUGUUGGGGCUGGGAUGCCCUAGGCCCAUGGUUACCAAAUCCUGGGUUUGGAAAAUUGCUGCUGGGGGUGGUAUCUAGGACCAGAGAGGAAUCUACUAUUUCUACUGUGAAAUAAUUCAGCAGGGGCUCUGCUUACUUCUUCCCUUUGAGGACAGUUUCUCUCAAAGAGACUGAAGCAAGAGUGUGUGGCUCAGUUCUGGGGGUUCCUGCCAUCACCUCCCUUUUGCCUUCCUCAUUUACUUCACAGAACAGCAGCUGAGGCUCAGAGAGGUGAGGCAGCCAGUGCAAAGUCACAGAGCUAUGUUGUGGGCAGCAGGAGAAGCCCUGAAGUCCCCAACCUGCCAUUCUCAAACCUUCGAGCUCCAAGAAAUUUGCAUUUUGAAAAAAAUUCUUUUCACUUAUUUUGCUUUUCUAGCAACUGAGGAUGUGAAAGAGGUAGUUACUCACCCAAGAUAAUAUAGUAAACCCUAGCAGAUAAGGGACACAAAGCCAGGCCUCCUCAUGGCCAGGUCUAUACUCUUUGGCACUGCAUCAGGUGGCCCAAGGACAGAUGCUCCUGUGACACAUUCAUCCAUUCACCUUUUCACCAACCCAUUCACCCUAACAUCCACCCACCCAUCCACCCACCCAUUCACCCACUCAUUCACCCCAAGAUCUACCUACCUAUCCAACCAUCUAUUCACCCCAAUAUCCACUCACACAUCCACCAUCCAUUCACUUUAAUAUCCACCCACACAUCCACCCACCCAUUCACCCACUCAUUCACCGCAAGAUCCAUUCACCCAUCCACCCACCCAUUAUCCCAAGAUGAGCUCACCCAUCCACCCCAACAUCCACUCAUCCACCCACUUACCCACUGACUCUGACAUCCACUCACCCAGCCAUUCAUCUCAACAUUCGCCUAGCCAUCCAUCCACUCACCCAUUCACUUACAUAACCAUCUAUCUAUCCACCCAUUCAUCCAUUCCAUUAAAAUGUAUUUGACAGCUACUCUUUGGCUAAUUCUGUGGUAGGCACUAUAUACAGAGAGAUGAUCAAGACGUACACAGCCUCUGUCCUCCUGAGCUCAUUCAUUGACUUAUGAGAGAGACAGCCAAUAAUCAAAAUUAUACACUUCCCCCAAUGGGAAACAACCCCAGGAAAUGUUUUCUCUGUUGCCCAGGCUGGAAUGCUAUGGCACGAUCACUUUAGCCUUGACCUCCCUGGGCUCAGGUGAUCCUCCCAUCUCAGCCUCCGGAGUAGCUGGAACCUCAAGCACAUGCCAUCACACCCAGCUAAUUUUUGUAUUUUUUAUUUUAUUUUAUUUUUUGUAGAGACAGGGUUUCUCCAUGUUGCCCAGGCUGGUCUUGAAUUCCUGGGCUCAAGUGAUCCUCCUGCCUCAGACGUCCAAAGUGCUGGGAUUACAGGCGUGAGCCAUGGUGCCAGGCCUGCACACACAUUAUAGAGGGAUCCGAUCCUGUCCAAAGACUAAGGAAACUUCCUUGGGGAGGGGACACUUGAGCUGACAUGUGGAAGAUGGGUGGGCACGGAUGUGGUAAGGAGGUGCAGGAGGAGGGUGCUCCAGGUGGAGGGGACAGCAGGGGCAGUGGCAUUGAUGCAAGAGGGAGCAAUGCUCACAGUGACGGGAAGCGGUGGGGGUGGGGGGCUGGCUGCAAGGAGGGUGUAGGAUGAGUGAGACCAGGUGGGGGUGGAGUGGAAGGGCCAGGCAGUGGGGGAGACCUUCACCCUGAGAUGGGGCAGCCAUGUGCAGGGGAGUGCCAUGCUCAGAUCUGCAUGCUGGAACAAUGCCCCUAGCUGCUCUGGGGAGGACAGGUUGGAGAGGGGCAGAGUGGGAAGCCCGGAGGCUACUGCAGCCUCAGAUGAGCCAUGGUGGAAUCUGGACUGGGGAAACAGAGGCGAUGCUGGAGAGAAAUGGACUAUCGGAAAGAUAUUUAAAAGCUACCCAAGCUUUCUCAGGGGAGUGGUUAGUGGGAAACCAACCCAGGGCCCAUUUCUGCUACACAGAGGCCUCGGUGCAUUGCUUUAUUGUCUGAAAUUAAUUGUAAAUAUUAUUCAAAUGUACCUCCCAAUGCACAAUUAUAUUUCUCAGGGGAGCCCUCUGAACACAUAAUAAAGCCCUAUAAAUAAUACAUAUAUUAACCUAAGAGGAACAGAGGCAUGUUAAUGCUGCAAUUGCAGGUUGUGCUGUGGGGACUUUAUACAGAUGAGAUGCCAAGCACUUGGACUUGGGGUUUGACUUGGGGGUCACCUGAGUUCUGUCCUGGGAAUCUUUCAGAAGUCUCUCCCCCUGGGAUAUGGGGAUACCCCCAGACAAGUCAGGCAGCUACUGCUCUAGAUAUCUAGUCAAUAGACAGGUGGGGGCAAGAUGAGAGUUGGUGAGGGAGGAAGAAGCACAGGUCUAUAAAACACUUCCCUUGUGCUCAAAGAUGCAGAAACAGCAACAGCAGUAAUAAUAGCAAAUACUAAUUCAGCCUUGUCUAAGUUUUGGGCAAGCUCUUCAGUUUCAUUGUCUCAUUGAGUCCUUGCAACAAGGAUUCCACAGUAGGGGUAUUGCUAUCUCCAUACACAAGUGAAGAGAUUGAGGUUCAGAAAAGUGAAGUGACUUUGCCCGAUGCCACACAGCUGGUAAGUGACAGAGCUGGGAUUCAAACCCCAGUAUGUUUAUCUUGAAAGCUCCUGCUGUUUUCCCCAGAAAUGUGCAAAUACAAAAUGUCCUCUGUAGAGACCCUUCCCUGGAGAGAAGAGGACAAGAACAUAUUCUCUUUCCCAUGUCAAAUUUUGAGGAUGUGGGAGUCGGGGAGUCUGAGGAAUUGCUUUUUCCUUGAGAGGAGGAAAUUGCAUUUGAAUGGGCUUGUCACUUUCUCACAACCCUGAGAAUCUUAAGGUUUUUGCGUUUGGAAAGGACUACUUCCUCAAGUUUGUCCCUUCCUGUUCCCCCGUUUCACAGAUGGUGAAACUGAGACCUCUUUGAAAAUAAGAUGGAGACCACCUGCCUCACUGACUGCUGGGAGAUGAGAAGUGUGUGAAAAUGCUCACCUGAGUCACUCUUAAAACACCAUCACCCCAGAGACCUGAGCAUUCACCAAGCCACCCUGCUUCACUUCUUAGUUUAUUGACAAGCACUUUGGUGCUAAUCUGCUGUAAAGAAUUUCUGCCCGGGGUCUGGGCUCCCCUGAGGAGUUUCCAGCAGAAUCCUGGCUGAAGGGGAGGCGGGAGAUCUUGGCAAAAACUGCUGUAGGGCAGACAUGCUUUGUUUGGGGGCAUAAAUGUUACUCUUAAAGAUUGUCCUGAAUAUGAGUGAGGGAUGCUCCCCAUCUUGACCUAGAUAGUGGUUACACGGGGUAAGGGGUGGGGAAUGGGGGUUCAUCUGUAAAAACCCAAUUAUCUGUACAUUGAAGAUGAACGCACUUCACUGUAGUAAGUUAUGCCUCAGCAAAAGUCUUUGUAAAAAUAAAAUAAUUCAUGUUGUCUGCAGAAAUGAGUUCCCACCUCCACUGGUACCCAGGACAGGUAGUGGCAGGACAGGACCAGGUCUGAUGGUUUGUCCUUGAUUCAAGAGAGCAUUUUAGAGGGCAGUGGCUCCUGCAGCAUCCAUCCAAAGAGGUAGAGUCUCAGGAAGGACUAAGCCCUCCUGGGGGCCUCCCCAGCCUCACCACCUGACUCAAAGGGCCUUUGAUGUUUAUGACAUCGGGUCAGGUAGGCUCAGGAAUCAGACUGCGAGGGCUCGAAUCCAAGCUCUGCUAUUUACAUCAGCUAAGGGCAGGGUUAGAGUUAGGCUCUGUGACCUUGGGCAGGCUAUUCAAUGCCUCCGAAGCCUCAGUUUUCUCCUCUGUAUGACAAAGGGCAUGAUAAAGGUUUGCAGCUCUCAGAGUUGCUGUGAGGAUUCAGUGAGAUAGCUGCACUUUAGCGUUUAGCAGGUGCCAGGCUCUUUCAUCUGUAUAUGCAUCGGCUUUCUUGCUGGCCUCCCUACUUCUGUCUUUGCUCCCUCAACCCACACUGUAGGAAGCAGCCAGAGUGAGCUUUUAUCACAGAAUACAGUAAUCCAGAGCCCUUACUAUGGCAUCAAAACCCCUAUGUGAUCAGCUACUGCCUCCUUCUCUAAGUUCAUCUCAUGCUGCUUUCCAGCUAGGUGAUCCUUUCUGCCUCUCACAAGCAAAAUGAAACAAACAGAUCAACAGCAACAAUACACCCAAGAUUGGUCCCACCUCAGGCCCUUGCACUUGCUAUUCCUGCUGUUUCUGGGCCCACUUGCCUCUUCCCUUUGCAUGACUGAUUCGUCCGUCUCCUUCUGGUCUCAGUCCAAAUGCCAUCUCCUCAGACAGGCCAUGCUAAGGUAGCCUCCAUCCCUACUCGCUGCCUAUCAGAUCCCUAUUUUGUAUUAGUGUUUUCUUUAUACUAGUUACUGCCAUCUGAAAUCAUAUUAUUGUGUGUGUAUUUAGUGGCCUUAAGUCUGGCCCCUACUUGGAUACAGCAAGAUGGCAGGGACUUUGGCCACCUUAUUGUAUCCCUAGCGGUGCUUAGCCCAGAAAAGCUGCUCAUAACUUCUGGUUGAAUGAAUGAAGACAUUAUCAUAAGCUGACAUUAUUUUUGCCAUCAUCAUCAUCGAGUUUCAUGACAAUCACUUUUAUAAUACACCAUUUCCAAACUAUUUUCACAUUUUUUUCCUAUCUUAAUGAAACUUGGGGAGGGUGGGAUUUUUCCUCAUUUCACCAACAUGGAAAUUGAGGUCGCAGGUCACUUAGUUUAGAAGUGGAGGAGACACAGUUCUUUACUUGUGCCAUUAAGAGUAAUCACAGGCUGGGCGCGGUGGCUCAGGCCUGCAAUCCCCAUACUUCGGGAGGCUGAGACGGGCAGAUCGCUUGAGGCCAGGAGUUUGAGGGCAGCCUUGUCAAGAUGGAGAAACCCCGUCUCUAUUAAAAAUACAAAAAAAUUAGCUGAGCAUGGUGGCACAUGCCUGUAAUCCCAGCUACUCGGGAGGCUGGGACACAAGAAUCGCUUGAACUUGGGAGGCGUAGGUCGUAGUGAGCCAAGAUCACAUUACUGCACUCCAGCCUGGGCAGCAGAGUGAGACCCUGUCUCAGAAAAAAAAAAAAAAAAAGAGUAAUCACAGACAAAGGAGGUUUCUAUUAAGUGCUUCCACCUCCCUUGGCCUUUUCUUUUCCCUGUUGUCUGAUUUAUUACAGCCAGAAAAUAAAGGAACCAGAUGCCUCCCUCCUCCUCA
Molecule: messenger RNA, 10304 nt
Organism: Gorilla gorilla gorilla (western lowland gorilla)
Lineage: Eukaryota; Metazoa; Chordata; Mammalia; Primates; Hominidae
Gene: CMKLR1
Product: chemerin chemokine-like receptor 1
Exons: 3
Coding region: 359-1480 (373 amino acids)
Biological process (GO): complement receptor mediated signaling pathway; positive regulation of cytosolic calcium ion concentration; phospholipase C-activating G protein-coupled receptor signaling pathway
Cellular component (GO): plasma membrane
Molecular function (GO): complement receptor activity; G protein-coupled receptor activity
Source: RefSeq, a predicted model, not a curated record